CCGGAAGCGGCCAGGGGGGGAAACUGCUCCGCGCGCGCUGCCGGAGGAAGCGCCGCCGGGUCCGCUCUGCUCCGGGUCCGGCUGGGCCAUGGAGUCCAUGUCUGAGCUCGCGCCCCGCUGCCUCCUAUUUCCUUCGCUGCUGCUGCUGCCGCUGCUGCUCCUUCCCGCCCCGAAGCUAGGCCCGAGUCCCGCCGGGGCCGAGGAGACCGACUGGGUGCGAUUGCCCAGCAAAUGCGAAGUGUGCAAGUAUGUUGCCGUAGAGCUGAAGUCGGCUUUUGAGGAAACGGGAAAGACCAAGGAAGUGAUUGACACAGGCUAUGGCAUUCUGGACCGGAAGGCCUCUGGAGUCAAGUACACCAAGUCGGACUUACGGUUAAUCGAAGUCACUGAGACCAUUUGCAAGAGGCUUCUGGACUACAGCCUGCACAAGGAGAGGACUGGCAGCAACCGGUUUGCCAAGGGUAUGUCGGAGACCUUUGAGACGCUGCACAACCUAGUCCACAAAGGGGUCAAGGUGGUGAUGGAUAUCCCCUACGAGCUGUGGAACGAGACCUCCGCAGAGGUGGCUGACCUCAAGAAACAGUGUGACGUGCUGGUGGAGGAGUUUGAAGAGGUGAUUGAGGACUGGUACAGGAACCACCAGGAGGAAGACCUGACUGAAUUCCUCUGUGCCAACCACGUGCUGAAGGGCAAGGACACAAGUUGCCUAGCAGAGCGGUGGUCUGGCAAGAAGGGAGACAUAGCCUCCCUGGGAGGGAAGAAAUCCAAGAAGAAGCGCAGCAGGGCCAAGGGCUCCACUGGAGGUGGUGGCGGCAGCAAGCAGAGGAAGGAACUGGGGGGCCUGGGGGAGGACGCCAAUGCCGCUGAGGAGGAGGAGGGUGUGCAGAAGGCAUCGCCCCUCCCACACAGCCCCCCUGAUGAGCUGUGAGCCCAGCUUAGUGUCCUUGAAUCAAGACCCCUGACUUCAGAGCUGGGACACGCGCAGCUCAGCUCCAGCUAGGACGGCUGCCGUCCAACUUCAGGUCUCAUCCCUUGGCUGUGCGCCCCUUUCCUUCCCGUGAACAACAGCAAGAGGUGGAAGGAUCUGGGGUGCUAGGAGAGCGCACCCCAAAGGGAAGAGGAGGAGGAGGAGCAGAAGGCAGCUCUCUUUCUAAAACACAGUCCCGUUCAUGAGCUCCGGGGUCCACCCAGCAUCCCCAGGCUGAGAGGAGGCACCUAAGAUACUCGCCAGCGCCCCCUUCAGCCAGGAAGGACUCCGUGCAGCCUCAGCAGCCAGGCCUGCCUCUUCCCUCCACCAAACAUUCUCUUCUGCUAGUCCUUGUUGGGUGGUGAAUCCGAGAACUUCAGGACAAACUCGGGUGUGACACAGAGGGGCUGGACAUCAGAGCCAGAGCCACGCCAGAGCCUGCAGAGAGGGCACCUGACCUGACCCCACCGGGAAGCAAAACUGCAGCGCCCGUGUCCACCCACAUCCUCCUGAGGAUGCCUCAUGCUCGGCCCAGCCCGUCUCCCAGGGCAACCAGAGUAAACACCUUUUGGCCUUCCAGUUUGGUUCCUGGGUCCUCUUCAGCCUCCAGAGUAUCCCCUCAUCGAUCUUUUCUGCCUUUGUCCCCCAGUCCCAGGAGCUGGAAGGCCAUCACCAUCAUUGGAGGCUUAACCUGCCAAUUCUAGGAGGAGCUGGGAGUGCCUGGGGUUGGUUUGGGGUAAUCACUCACUGGUUCUCAACCUUCUAACACUUCAGCCCCUUAAUACAAUUCCUUCUGUUGUGGUGACUCCCCGACCUCCCCACACACCAUAAAAUUAUUUUCG
This is a messenger RNA of Mus pahari (shrew mouse), 1809 nucleotides long. RefSeq names its product canopy FGF signaling regulator 3 (gene Cnpy3). Gene Ontology annotation, cellular component: endomembrane system. The record is from RefSeq and is a predicted model, not a curated record. The transcript is spliced from 6 exons. Gene Ontology annotation, molecular function: signaling receptor binding. Lineage: Eukaryota; Metazoa; Chordata; Mammalia; Rodentia; Muridae. The coding region runs from base 89 to 928 and encodes 279 amino acids.